Selaginella moellendorffii is the source of this 993-nucleotide messenger RNA. Its product is annotated as disease resistance protein RML1B-like. Lineage: Eukaryota; Viridiplantae; Streptophyta; Lycopodiopsida; Selaginellales; Selaginellaceae. The transcript has 2 exons. The annotation marks the transcript as partial. The record is from RefSeq and is a predicted model, not a curated record.
AUGUUGGAGAAUGUGGACAUGCCACAGGUGGCAUCGGCUUUUCAAACACAAGAAAUGCUUAAACAGGAAGUUUGGAAGACUCCAUCUGGAUGCUUUCAACGCUUGCCCAACCUUGAGAUUUUGAAACUGAAUGGAAUGGAGUUUCCAUUGACCUCAGAUUGGGACUGGAGCAGAUUUCCGAGGUUGAGAACUUUGGAAGUGAGAUGCUAUGUGCGAAGAAGUGACUUUAGAGUAACCUCCAGCAUGGAGAACUUGCAAAAAUUGGAUAUUGAGGACAAUCACCACCUUGAGGGGCUUCCUUUCUUAACAGAGGAAAUGGUUCCCAUGCUCUCCCUUAGCAAUUGUGAACGCUUGAUUGGGGUGCCCACCAUCUCUCAACUGGCAUCACUGAAGUUCCUUUUCAUCGCCAGGUGUCCCUCCUUGAAGGACCUCUCCAUCUCGUUCCUUCCAAAUCUAGAGACAGUUUAUAGUCUGUUCUGCAACAAAGUUACCACCAUCAACAUAUCCGAGUGCCCAUCACUGAGAUUUGUUAAAAUCAGGGACAUUCACAGGCUUGCCCGUGUUGCAUUCGGUGGCAACUUCCCACGACUUGCAGAAAUAACCCUUGGUGGAUUAGAACAGCUUCUAGAUGUCUCUCUAGGUGCCACGGAUGCCUUCCCACAGCUGACGCAGCUGCAAAUAAGAGACUGUGGUAUUGACCAACUACCAGAAUGGUUCGCAUCACUCACAACGUUGAGAACUCUGGAAUUAUGGGAUCUGCAAAACUUGGAUGUGAUACCCGAUGGUGUUGCAAGGCUUCCUCUACUAAGGAAGCUUGAUCUGGGAGGUUGCAAGAGGAUCAACAUGUUACCCUUUGCAGACUCUGAGGACAGCUCCUUCUAUCCAUCCCUGGAGUACUUACGCUUGGGAGAAACAUCCGUCUUUCAAGAGCACCUCUCGGAACGCCUUAAAAAAAUUGCAAGUUUUUUUAAUGAGAAGUUUUUUAGAGGACCU